CCGCCUGCUGCGCGCCGGGGGACCCGGGCCGUCCGUCUGACCAGGGUCGCGCUGCUGAGCCGCCCACGCCGCUCGCGGCUGGCUGCCACCAGGCCAUGGAGGACUGCACCGUGCACUCAGCAGCCAGCAUCCUGGCCUCAGUGAAGGAGCAGGAGGCCCGCUUCGAGAGGCUGACACGGGCACUGGAGCAAGAACGGCGCCACGUGGCGUUGCAACUGGAGCGUGCUCAGCAGCCUGGCAUGGGCAGUGGUGGUGUGGGCUGUGGGCAGCCCCUGCCGAUGGCCUGGCAACAGUUGGUCCUGCAGGAGCAGAGCCCAGGUAGCCAGACUUCGCUGGCCACCAUGCCAGAGGCGCCGGAGGUACUGGAGGAGACAGUGACCGUGGAGGAAGACCCUGGCACACCCACCUCCCACGUGUCCAUUGUCACAUCUACAGAUGGCACAACACGACGGACAGAGACCAAGGUUACCAAAACGGUCAAGACGGUGACGACUCGGACAGUCCGCCAGGUGCCACUGGGCCCAGAUGGCCUCCCGCUGCUGGAAGGUGGUCCCCUGCUGGGCCCCUUUGCUGAUGGCCCCCUGGACCAGCACUUCCUGCUGCGAGGUGGUGGCCCAGCAGCCACACUCUCUCGGGCCUACCUCGGUGGUGGGGGUGGCUUCCCGGACGGGCCUGAGCUCCGGGAUGGACCCAGCUAUGGCAGCCUGUCCCGAGGGCUGGGGGGGCGGCAACCUCGAGCAGGCCCCCUGGGCCCGGGCCCCUGCGAUGGCAGUUUUACUCUGCCUGGCCGUCGGGAAGCUUACCCAGCAGGCCCUGAGCCUGCACUGCCUGGCGGCCGUUCCCUGCCUGAGCGCUUCCAGGCAGAGCCAUAUGGGUUGGAGGAUGAUACUCGCAGCCUGGCCGCAGAGGACGAGGGAGGUCCUGAGCUGGAGUCCGACUAUGGCACGGCCACUCGGCAGAGGCCUGACUGUGGGAGAGGUCCUCGCACCAGCAGGCCCUACGAGGAUGCUGCAGAGGAUGGUGGCGAGCUGCUGGACGCACGGCCUCCAUUCCCACCAGUGACGGCGCCCCUCGCGCAGCCCGAACGGGGCAGCCUGGGCAGCCUGGACCGGGCGGUUCGACGUUCACCCUCCGUCGACAGCGCUCGCAAGGAGCCUCGUUGGCGGGACCCUGAGCUCCCUGAGGUGCUGGCCAUGCUGCGGCAUCCCGUGGACCCUGUGAAGGCCAAUGCAGCGGCCUACCUGCAGCACCUGUGCUUUGAGAAUGAGGGCGUGAAGCGGCGCGUGAGGCAGCUGCGGGGGCUGCCACUGCUGGUGGCGCUGCUGGAUCACCCGAGGGCAGAGGUGCGGCGCCGGGCCUGUGGGGCGCUUCGCAACCUCUCCUAUGGCCGGGACACAGACAAUAAGGCCGCUAUCCGGGACUGUGGUGGUGUGCCCGCCCUGGUGCGCCUGCUGCGGUCUGCCCGGGACAGUGAGGUCCGAGAGCUGGUCACAGGCACUCUAUGGAACCUGUCAUCCUACGAGCCCCUCAAGAUGGUCAUCAUCGACCAUGGCCUGCAGACUCUGACUCACGAGGUCAUUGUCCCUCACUCGGGCUGGGAGCGAGAGCCCAAUGAGGACUCGAAACCAAGAGAUGCUGAGUGGACCACGGUCUUCAAGAACACAUCUGGCUGCUUGAGGAAUGUGAGCUCAGACGGCGCAGAGGCCCGGCGGCGCCUGCGGGAAUGUGAGGGGCUGGUGGAUGCGCUGUUGCACGCACUGCAGUCGGCUGUGGGCAGGAAGGACACAGACAACAAGUCCGUGGAGAACUGUGUGUGCAUCGUGCGGAACUUGUCCUACCAUGUGCACAAGGAGGUGCCUGGUGCAGACAGGUACCAGGAGGCGGAGCCUGGGCCCCUGGCCAGUGCAGCAGGCUCCCAGCGCAGGAGACACGAGGAUGCGAGCUGCUUUGGCGGCAAGAAGGCCAAAGAAGAGUGGUUCCACCAAGGGAAAAAGGACAGUGAGAUGGACCGGAACUUUGACACGCUGGAUCUGCCCAAGCGAACCGAGGCUGCUAAAGGCUUUGAGCUGCUGUACCAGCCCGAGGUGGUCCGUCUCUACCUCUCUCUCCUCACGGAGAGCCGGAACUUCAACACCCUGGAGGCAGCAGCAGGCGCCUUGCAGAAUCUCAGCGCUGGCAGCUGGACGUGGGCCACGUACAUCCGCGCCACUGUGCGCAAGGAGCGCGGGCUGCCGGUGCUAGUGGAGCUGCUGCAGUCAGAGACCGACAAGGUGGUGCGCGCGGUCGCCAUUGCCCUGCGCAACCUCUCGCUGGACCGGCGCAACAAAGACCUCAUUGGGAGUUACGCCAUGGCGGAGCUGGUGAGGAACGUGCGCAGUGCGCAGGCGCCCGUGCGGCCCGGGGCCCACCUGGAGGAGGACACGGUGGUGGCGGUGCUCAACACCAUCCAUGAGAUCGUGUCCGACAGUCCCGACAACGCGCGCUCGCUGCUGCAGGCCCGCGGCGUGCCAGCGCUGGUCGGGCUGGGUGCGGGCAGCCAGUCGGUGCGGGAGGCAAAGGCAGCUUCGCACGUGCUGCAGACGGUGUGGAGCUACAAGGAGCUGCGUGGUGCCUUGCAGAAGGAUGGGUGGACCAAGACCCGCUUUCAGUCAGCUAAUGCUGCCACCAAGGUUCCUAAAGGUGCACCCAGCCCGGGAGGCUUUGACGACAGCACGCUGCCUCUGGUAGACAAGAGCAUUGAUGGCGAGAAGCCAGAAAACCGAGAUGUGAUCCCUAUGGACCCACUGGGCCCCGAUGCCUACUCCACCAUUGACCGGGCAGGUCGGAGGCUUUGGGGAAGUGACACUGCUGGGGAGGUCUUCCAAAAGGAAUCCUUGAAACCCGACCCUGGCAGGAAGGCCCCUCCUCCCGGGCCCAGCAGGGCCACAGUCAGGCUGGUGGACGCCAUGGGGGAGCCUAAGCCUCAGCCCGUUGACUCCUGGGUCUAGCUUGCAUGCCUGGGCUGGGGCCCAGCUGUUUGUUCUUAGGACUUUUUAUCACGGGAAGAACUGGAUCUUCUGCGCUCCCUUGCUGAGCAGACACUGCUGUGGAGUUUGGAGCCCCCUGGCGGCAGGGGUUGGCGUCUUUUCUGGCCCUCCCCUCUCCCUCCAGCCAGGGCCAGCCAGGCCUUGUAGACACCCCAGCUGUGUCCCUGAACUUCACUCUCCAUAACUCCUUAGGCCCUACGUUAGAUGUUUACUGACAUGGUGCUGUGUGAGAGGGGAGGGCAGGAGGGUACCUGGCUCAGUGGAUGGCCAGGUGACCAGGGAGGGGUCCUGGUGUAGAAUUAGGAGGGCAUGUGUAGGCACAGGGUUUCGGAUGCCUGCCCCAGAGAACAGGGACCAGAGCCAGGCACACAGGUAGCCAUGGCGUAAGAGAGUGAGGAACAGAUCAUGGGAGGGGGUCCCAAGGUACCCCUGCAGUGCCACCUUGCAAGACAGGCAGCCCAUAUGGGUGACCCAGCAGAGUCUUUGCAGGGACAAUGGGUAGAAUCAGGCCGACUAUUGCCUGAGCCUUGCUCUGGGAUCACUGCCCAGGAGCCCUGUGGCAACCUUUUCUGAACCAACUCUGGCCCCAUGGGUCUGUGCAGGCAGCUGCAGCUGCCCAGGCCACCCCACAGCGCCUCUGGGAUUGAUCCUCUGUCGCAGCAGCAGCAGCAGAGGGUCACUGUUCAGUGCCUGCUGUUUGUAACUUUAAAACAGAAGAAAAACACGACAAACAAACAUCACAAAGAAAAACCAAAAGACUGUCUUGGUAAACAUCUAGAUUUUUCUAAGAAAUUUUGAAAAUUAAAAGAUGCAACAAAAGAAUUUA
Messenger RNA from Echinops telfairi (small Madagascar hedgehog), 3852 nucleotides. It is a transcript of the gene ARVCF, whose product is annotated as ARVCF delta catenin family member. Lineage: Eukaryota; Metazoa; Chordata; Mammalia; Afrosoricida; Tenrecidae. The coding region runs from base 96 to 2987 and encodes 963 amino acids. Gene Ontology annotation, molecular function: cadherin binding. The record is from RefSeq and is a predicted model, not a curated record. Gene Ontology annotation, cellular component: adherens junction; cytoplasm; nucleus. Gene Ontology annotation, biological process: cell-cell adhesion; cell-cell junction assembly. The transcript has 19 exons.